GUAGGUGAUAAUAAUGACAAAGUGAACACAUGCUUUCAUGAAGGAUUACAAAUUUAUUAAAAAAAAAGCUGAAAUCUCAAGUAUUCAGACUUUGUGGUACUCCAAAUUGUGAUCAGGUGUAUCCAGCUUGCUUUAAUUAUCCUUGAGAUGUGUCUAGAACUUUAUUGAAGCCCACCUGUGGCAAACUGGAUGAAUUGGUCAUCGUUUAGAAAGGCACAUGCCUGUGUUUAUACCACGUGACAAUUCACACUGCACAUUGGGACAAAAACAAUCUGUGAGGUCCAAAGAGCUCUAUGUAGACUCUGUGAUACAAUUUUGGUGGGGCAUUGACCAGCGCAAGGUUAUAAAACCAUUUCUAAAACUUUGAGUGUUCCCAGGAGCACAGUGACAUCAGGACUAUUCCUAAACUUGGAAAUUUUGUCAAACGGAGUAACCAGGAAAGAAGGGCCUUGGUUAGUAAGAUGAUCAAGAACCCAAUGGUCACUUUAACAGUGAUUCAGAAGUCCUCUGCUAACAUAAAAAAAUCUUUUAGAAGAAUGACCAUCUUAUCAAUGGUCCCUUAAUCUGGCGUUUAUGGUAGCUUGAAAGGAGAUAAACUGCCCAAAUUCAGGUGUGAAUAACUUGUACAGACUUAAUCAAGAAAACGUCAAGCUGCAAUACUUGUCAAAGAAGCUUCCACAAAGUAAUAAAUUAAGGGCCUGAAUAUAGCAUGAACGAGAGAUUUCAGAUUUUGCUUUUAAUUUGCAAACUUUUCUGAAAACAUGCUUUCUCUUUGCCUUGAUGGGUUAUUGAAUGUAGAUUGAUCAGGCAAAAAAUACCAGUUUCUCCAUUUAAAAUUAUAUCUGCAACACAAUAAAGUGUGCAGAAACUAGAGGUUAUCAAUAGUUUUUGAAUCCAUGAUACAUUUUAAGUAACACAAAAAUAAUAUUGUAUCCAUCUGUAUGUUAAAACUUUAUAAGACCUUGUGUACAAAUGAAUGAGGAACCCCUGCAAUAUUAAAGGAGCACAAUUGUUUGUUUUAUUUAUUAUUGCCUUAUUGGGUAUACUUUAACUGUUUUAACAGAAUGGAUAUUGUUAAAUGUCACUUAUUACAAUGAAAGUAUAGAACGCUCCUCACCUAAAUUAAAAAAAAAAAGUUACAAAGGGCUGCUUUGCAAUUUCACGUUCAAAUGAACCCUUAAAUAGCUUAUUAGAUACUUAUUUUCUUCCCUAUCACUUUGUUUAUUUAGCAAAAUUGUGCUUUUUUGUACUUGAACUGAGAGGGCCGCUGUUGAUCAGUUUGGUGAUUUUCUUCAAGCAGACACUCAGCAGGACCGCCCCUAAAGCGACUCCACAUAACACACCGACGGAACACAAAGACAUGAGUGCAGAAUGCAGACAGUGGAUAUGGAUUUUCACAACAUUUUUACAAAGAUAAAGGAAUUUGUAUAAUCGUUCGGGCAUUUUGCAAAAAGGCCGGGAUCGAUUUAAUGUACUAAAUGAAUCUGCACCGAUUCUGUCACAUUUUCUGGAAAACGCCACCGUGCAGGGUCAUGAAGCAGGUACCGAUACUAAUUGUUCUUGUUAUGCUCGCAUUUCUCGUUAAUGCGGAGGUCCGUUAUUCUAUUCCAGAGGAGAUGAUGACAGGCACUUUCAUAGGUAAUAUUGCUAAAGAUUUGGGAUUAGAUAAUCGAAGACUGAAAACAGGAAAAGCUCGCAUUUAUAAUGAAAGAGGCAGCGAAUACGUUGAGCUCGAUGCAAAGAAAGGGAUUUUAAUUGUUAAGAAUAGAAUUGACAGAGAGCAAAUGUGCGGGAGAAAAGCACCCUGCUCCUUAAAUUUUCAGAUUGUUCUCGAUAACCCGAUGGAAUUGCAUCGAGUUUCAAUUGAUAUUGUUGAUAUUAAUGAUAAUGUGCCAACUUUUGAUACAAAAAACAUCGAAUUAAAAAUUAUCGAAUCAUCACUUCCUGGGGCAGAAUUCUCGUUACCUAGUGCUGUAGACAGCGACGCAGGUGUAAACUCUCUAAAAUCAUACAUACUGACGCCGAAUGAUCAUUUCAGAUUGAAAAUAUACAAACAGACUGAUGGCAGCAGCUCUGUGAAUUUAUUGUUAGAGUCGCCUUUGGAUAGAGAAAUGCAAGAGGAGCUUGUUCUGCUUUUAACUGCGUUUGAUGGAGGGGAGCCUCAGCGGUCAGGAACAGCUGAAAUUCGUGUCGUUGUCGUCGAUGCCAAUGACAAUGCGCCUGUUUUUACUGACAAAGUUUAUAAAGCCUCUGUAAUGGAAAACUGCAUGAUCGGCUCUGUGCUGAUAAGAGUUACGGCCACCGACGCAGACAAAGGUGUAAAUGGAGAAGUUCAAUAUUUUUCAUCUCAGAUAUCACAAAGUGUACAUGAUUUAUUUGAAAUAAAUCCCGAUUCGGGUGAAAUAACAGUCAAGGGCCCGAUUGAUUAUGAAACAAAUGACAUAUAUGAAAUGACCAUUGAGGCGAGGGACUACGGUGGUCACGUAGGCUCAAGUAAAGUAGUAAUAGAAGUAAUAGAUGUUAAUGACAACGUGCCUUUUAUAAAUAUCAUGUCAGUUUCAAGUCAGGUCUCUGAAGACGCAUUACCUGGGACAGUAAUUGCAAUGAUUAAUGUACAAGAUAGAGAUUCCGGAAGAAAUGGCAACGUCAAGUGCUUCAUUGAUAAUAACGAUAUUCCAUUUAAACUGAAAUCUUCUUUAAAUAAUUUCUAUGGUUUAGAAACAAAUGGGUUUCUAGAUCGGGAAAAAAUAUCACUGUAUAAUAUUGGUAUUAUUGCGGCGGACGAAGGAGAGCCUUCACUUUCUGCUACACAUACAAUCACAUUAGAAAUAACCGACGUUAAUGAUAAUGCGCCAACAUUCGAAAGGCAACAUUACACCACAUAUGUCAUGGAAAACAAUUCCCCUGGAUCAUCUUUCUUCUCCGUCCGAGCUAAAGAUGACGAUUUAGGACUAAACAGAAAAAUUUCUUAUUUUAUUCAAGAAACUGGAUUUAAUAAUAUUUCUGUUUCCUCCAUAAUUUCCAUCAAUUCAGAAGAUGGUGUCAUAUAUGCUGUACGUUCAUUCGAUUAUGAACUGCUGACGCAUUUUCAGGUCUCAGUAACAGCUAAAGAUGGGGGGACUCCGCCUCUCAGUACCGAUGUCUUCAUUGAUGUAUUUGUACAAGACCAGAAUGACAACCCUCCAGAGAUUUUAUACCCUGUAUUUAACAAAGGCAUUCCGAUAGCUGAAUUUGUUCCUCGCUCUGCAGAUUUUGGUUAUUUGGUUACAAAGGUUGUUGCUGUUGACAAAGAUUCUGGACAAAACGCCUGGCUUUCCUAUAAAAUUGUCAAAUCUACCGACCAGACCCUUUUUGAAAUCGGCUUAAAUAAUGGGGAAUUAAGGACUCUUCGAAAAAUUACGGAGAAAGAUGCUACGAAACAAAGACUAACUGUUAUGGUCGAGGACAGCGGACAAACUUCGCAAUCAGCUACAGUCAAUGUGAACAUUGCAAUCACUGAUAACGUAGCAAAGGCAUUUUCUGAAUUCAUCGAAUUUACAAUGGAGAAAGACGGCGAUAACGACCUUAAGUUUUACCUGGUGCUAGCUUUAGUUAUAGUGUGCUUUGUUUUCGUUAUUUUUAUUAUUGUUCUAAUAACUUUGAAAUUACAUAAAUGGAGGCGCUCAAAACUCUUCAACGAAUGCUCAAGCGGAACCAUCCCUGUUAUUCCUUAUUAUCCGCCCCGUUAUGCAGAAGUUGGAGCAACCGGAACGCUUUGUCACGUCUACAACUAUGAAGUCUGCCUCACAACGGAUUCUGGAGAUAGCGAAUUUAAAUAUGUUAAAUCGGCUUACCCGAGCGCUACGGAUCUUAACCAUAGCGGAACAUUAAAAAAGAGACGCAUCUCGGAAAGUGACAUCAUUCCUGACGAAGAUAAGAACGAAGAAGUGAACCCAGCUAAGAUACAGGGAUCCCAGAACACAACUUUGAACCAUCUAUGUCAAAAACCUGCAAAUGCUGAAUGGCGUUUUACACAGGGACAGAGACCAGGAACGAGCGGCACUCAGCGCCCUGAAGAAGCCGGUCCAUGGCCCAACCCUCCCACUGAAGCGGAGCAGCUCCAAGCCCUGAUGGCCGCCGCUAAUGAGGUGAGUGAAGCGACUGGAACUCUUGGAGCUGGCACUAUGGGUCUGAGCACCAGAUACAGCCCGCAGUUCACCUUGCAGCACGUUCCGGAUUACCGGCAGAACGUCUACAUCCCCGGAAGCACCACCACACUGGCGGGCAACAACGCUCAGCCGGAUGCCAAGAUCAUGGCCGCGGCGGCACCCACCGCCAGCAAGAAGAAACCAGGGAAGAAAGAGAAGAAGUAAUGGAUCCCUCAGUUAGAGAAAAUCUCUUCCAGUUCAGCAUUUAUUCCUUUUUUUUGUUUGUUUUUUUAACCUGAUUGUAAUGACUUAUAGUGACUUUGAGUAAACUGUAGAUGUGUUCAUCCCUGUUUUUAUUUGUCGGACUUUCCAUCGUGUAAGUAAAUUGUUAUUGAAAUAUAACAUGAAGUUCUUAGUAGAGGUAUUAUUCCUUAACAUGAAUUAACAAGUUAAGAACGUCUUUUUUUAUGAUUCUUUCAUUUGAUAAAUCCUACUGGGUUUUGAAGGUUAAUUGUAAAAUACAAAUGAGAAUUUAAGGGCUUUGCCCUGAUAUAUAGCAUUAGCCUAAAUAUUAAUCAUUUAUUAACACAAUAUGUGGAUAUUUUUUUUUUUUUUUUUGCGGGGUUACUGGAUCAUAAGUUAGCUUUUUAACGUGGCCGCUUUUUCUUCUCUUUCCCACGAAAGAAAACUUUGUAAUUCUAACAUGCUUUCUAGGGAGAUAUUUGGAUAGGGAUAUCUUGCUCCCAGCUUAGUUAUAUUUAAAAUUAUAUUUGCAUGAAAUUUUGUUACCUUGCAAAAAAAGAAAAAAAAAUGCUUAAUGAAUAAACUAUGCAUUAAUGAAACUGUACAGUGUUAAAAUGGAUAAGUAAAGGACAAUGAUACUGAUAGGGAAAAAAAAAUGUAUUAAGCAAAAGUAAAUAUAAUCAAACCAAAUCUAAUUUCAGAAAUAGGAACAGACUAGAAUGGAAAGCGGAGUUCACUUCUGUUUUGAUUUUAACGUCUGUGUGCCAUCUAACCAGGCUUUUGCAUUCCUUGGUGCUCUCAUACCUGAUUGUGUUACACACCACUGCUACACCAUGCAUACGUCUGCCAUUGCAGUCCAAGACCCGUUCACUUGGUGCAGAGAAAGUGUCAUCAAGGAAUGAAGAGUGCUGCAUUCCCCCAUUCCUCCGUCAUAUGCAUGUCUCGCACAUAUUGUUCAGAUGCGCUGUUAAACUGUUUCGCUUCACUUAGGUACACGAUGCAUGUUAGCGCUAUCUAGCAUGAGGCGGAAACUUACAUAUUUAUACUGAAAGCCUUAGGCUGGUUUUUCGGUAGGUGGUGUUCGGUGACAGGAGGGUUUUUAAAGCAGACGAAUCCAUUGAGGCAGGCAAUUUUUUUUUUUUUUUGGUCAUUACACAUCAGUUACUUGACAUUUCAAACCAAAACCUUCUUAGUGUAGGAAUGGCACACCCAAAAACAAACAAAAAAAAAAUUACUGUAAAACCUGUGCCCUGGUAGCAUCGAGAAAGUAGACAUCGUUGAGAUUUUUAAAAAACUGAACGGUUCUUUUUAUUGAAGGUUUGAAAUGUGAAAUUGGAACUACCGAUAGAUUAUGUGAAGGAUGAUGAGGGUGUUUGGAAGUGCUGUCUGUCUUUAAUGGAGAGGCCACAGAUGGACGGUAACCUUGGUGCGUGAGGCCAAGUUUACAAGGCAGACAAGCUUUGUUGUUGUUUUUUUUUGUUUUGUUUUUUUUUAUCUCACACGUGUCUGUGGCAUUUCAUACAAUCAUUUUGCAGUCUUUAACUGUGUGGUGUUUGUUUUAGGAAUCAGUGCCUUGAUUGCAUUCACAGAAUAUACAGUAUACUAGUGAAGGGUGAUGAGACUAUGCUUCUGUAUUACAAAAUGAAGGGUUACAUAAUAUGACUGGCUAACCCUCACCCGGACCUAACCACAACCAAUGGCAGCCUGUUUGGGGUAAACUCAAAGCUGCGUAUUAUGUUUGAUAUCUGUAAAACAUAGAAACAGGUGGGUUUUUAUCAGGUACAAGGGUUUCUUCUAACAUCUUGAAGACAUGCAUGUUAGGUUAAUUAGUAACUCUAAAAUGGCCCCAUGCAAGUAAGUGUUAGUGUGUCCCCGUGAUGAUGUGGUUUUUGAGAUGCUGCCAGAAUCGGACUGGACUAAGCAGAUUUGAAAAUGAAUGUAUAGCAAGGUGGUUUCCAUCCAUCUAUCUAUCCAUCUAUCCUGGGUCCAGGUCGUGGGGGGUGCAGUCUAAGUAGCCCCUUUCUCCUUCCAGCAAGCUGGGUGAUAUAAUCUCUUCAACAUGACCUGGGUGUGCCCUGAGGUUUCCUCCUGGUUGGCCCAAAACACCUCCACAGGGAAGUGCAUCUUAAUCAGAGGACCGAACCACCUCUGCACGUUGAGCUCCUCUCGAAUGUCUGCACUCCUCACACUGUGUUUAAGGCUGAGCCAGGACACAUUGUGAAAGGAAGCUCAUUUCCACCGUUAGUUCUUUCAGUCACUACCCAAAGCUUGAAGACAUAGGUGAAGAUUGGGAUGUAGACCAAGCACUUAAAUGAGAGCUUUGCCUUUCAACUCCGCUCUUCUUCACGACAACUGACCAGUAGAACGUCUGUGUAACUCCCUUCUUCUUUCACUCGUGAACAAGUCCUAAGUGGUAUAAUUUUCUUCUUCUAGUUAAUAACAUGUAGACAAUGAUUCCUAAAACCAUUACAGCAAAAUUGCAAGUGUUAAAUACACUUUUCCAUUGUUAACGAAAAACAGAAAUGUGUAUUGUGUGUGUGUAUAUAUAUAUAUAUAUAUAUAUAUAUAUAUAUAUAUAUAUAUAUAUAUAUAUAUAUAUAUAUAUAUAUAUAUACAUAUGGAAAGAGUGUUUCUAUACAUACACCCUAAGUGUGAAUUUAAUAUUGGCAAUUGUGCUGUGAUUGUCCGCUUGGAGGCUGAUGUAACAGCAGGAUUUUGGGACGUUCGAUUGCAGCAAUGCUUGAGGGUAUUGGUAAUGAUGAUGUCUCUUAAAUUGAAACCCGCACACUUACAGUGGAGGCAGUUCCUGACUUCCAAAUCUCACGUUAGCUACAGGUCUCUCUGAAUUUUUGUAUUCACUCAGACUCAGGGCCAGCCAAGCCAUAUAUGCAUAAUGAAAUGAUGUCUAAAUGUGUGCAGGUUUCAGAGCCCAGAUGCUCGCUUAAAUAUUGUGGGGAGGAUGUGUGUAUGUUUUUUGGGGGUUAUUAUUUUAUUUAUUUUUUGUAUUUUCUAUGCUGUUGAAGUACACAGCACACUGAUUUACCACAUGUUUCCAAAACCUCUGAAGUCACAAGCAACUGGUGGAUAGUAUAUGUCUCAUGAGAUCAAUGAAGUGCAGAUUUACAAGACUCACUGCUAUAAUGGAGUUAUUUAGGUGACAAUACUAUACAUACAUUGUUUAUAAAAUUGCAGGAAGAAAACAAUGCCUGAAAUUAUCACUGAGGCUACAAAAUGCCUUGCUUAGCUCCUCUCACAGGGUUCCUCCUGGGUGAAGGAGUCCUUAAUGUUAAUGCAAAACUCUGAAUUUUAAUGGUGCCACAGCUUAAACGCCCUUCACUGAGGACAGGAGAUUUACACAAAGAACAAUAUUAAUGUGUACAAAUUGAGGCCAUGUUUUUGUGUAAUGAUAACAACACCCACACACCUAGCAGUAAUGCUCACCUCCCACACCACAGAUGCUCAUUGUUUGGCUGCUAAGGCCUCUACGUGUCUGGUCAACAGUGGGCUGCAAGUGAGAGGGUGGUUGGAGAACAAUGAAGGACAAAUCUACUGUAGAUUUCAAUUCUAUUAACAGGACUAAAGGUCUCAAAGUCAAUUUGUAUAUUAUCACUGUAGUGACGACGACCAUUACUAGCAAUGGUUCCGCAAAAUGAGCCCAGAGUGAGUCUUGAAAGUGAGCUCUUCAAAUACUCCAUCAUUUUGAUUCACAAAUUCUUUCAAUCUGAAUGCACAGACUUAUGGAAAAAAAAAAAAGCCAGCCUGUGUUUAAAGUUUUUAAGGGAAAAUACCUUCACAAGUUCUUUUUUAAUCUCUUUUGUUUCUUUUUUUAGCCUGUGGUAAUUUAUAUUUUCAAUUCUGAUUGCUGCUCCUGACAAACAUUCCCAAUUUGUGUCCCUUACUAUUUAUGUAAGACCAAACCUGUUCAAGGACCAGCUGUCUGUAGAGACCUCUAGAAAAAAAAAGCCCCCCUAACGCGGCUACUGCUACUACUGGAAUGUUUUGCAUAUAAAUAUAUAUAUAUAUAUAAAUAUAUAAUUUUUUUGUUUCUUUUUAUAUGUAAAUCUCAUCCUAACCAAUGUAAGUCAUGUAGCAUUUAAAAGUACUAAUCAAAACUAUUUUUUACAAAUCACCACUCCUUUCCAUAGACUAGGAAUUAAUUUGUGAAAAGUGACGUGCAAAGAGUAGCGUUUUUUUGUUUAUUUUUCUAAUUUAAUCCGCCAGUGCUUCAAAAAAAACAAUAAAAAAUAAGGAAAAAAAAAAGAAAAACAAGCAAAAACAAAAAAAAGAGCAGCUUUUUUGUGUUUUUCUGUCUGUACCUUUUUAUGUGUUUGUGGGGUUUAUACUUCUUUGUGCUGCUGGAAUGCUCUCCUAUAAAUACAAUAUAUAUAUACGCGUUUGCUGAUGAAUUCUGUAUUUGGCUAAAUAUUUCUUAAAAAUGCAUAGGUCAGUGCUUCUUUGUGUCACAUCCAUAUUUUAUAUGCUAAUAUUUAUAUUGCUGUUUUAUUUUCUCUUUGAACACAGACAUUUCAAAUAAAAGUUUCUUCUGAAA
Molecule: messenger RNA, 8919 nt
Organism: Polypterus senegalus (gray bichir)
Lineage: Eukaryota; Metazoa; Chordata; Cladistia; Polypteriformes; Polypteridae
Product: protocadherin gamma-C5-like
Exons: 5
Coding region: 1479-4352 (957 amino acids)
Biological process (GO): homophilic cell-cell adhesion
Cellular component (GO): plasma membrane
Molecular function (GO): calcium ion binding
Source: RefSeq, a predicted model, not a curated record